AUGGACUUGUUUUUAAACACAAAUUGGAACAAAGUCACGCCAUGCCUAGUGUUAUUAGUGUUAGAAGUUUUGCUAGAAUUUUCAGAAUGUGCGACCCAGGCGGAAGUUAACAAGCACCUGGAGCUGGGCCGCGACUUCCUGGCCCGAGGUCAGCUGUCUGACGCACUCACACACUAUCACGCCGCUGUUGAGGGUGAUCCACAUAACUACCUCACAUACUUUAAGAGAGGCACUGUAUAUUAUGCACUCGGUAAAGCAAAGUUUGCUUUACAAGAUUUUAGUAAGGUGUUAGAGAUGAAGGCUGACUUCACAGCCGCCCGCCUCCACCGAGCUAAUGUGUACCUCAAGCUGGCUCAGUACAGGGAGGCCAAGGAAGACUAUCUACAAGUUACGUAUAGUGAACCUUACAAUGAGGAGGCCGUCUCUCUGUAUCAUCGUAUGGAUGGUCUGUCAGAGGAGCUCCAGUUAGCGGAGGCCUACUACCGCGGGCGGGACUUCGCCGCCGCCGCUGAACUCGCCUCACGCCUACUAGAGGCUUCCCCUUGGUCCGCUAACCUGAGACAACUUAGAGCCGAAUGCUAUAUAGCACUUAACGACCUGUUCUCAGCGGUGUCGGACAUCAGGUCCGUGAACCGUCUCCAACAGGACUCCACGGACGGCUACCACCGACUGGCCACGCUGCUGUACCAGCUGGGACACGUCAGUGACGCGCUCAAGGAAAUAAGAGAAUGUCUCAAACUGGACCCAGAACACAAGCUGUGUUUCCCGUUGUACAAGAAGUUGAAGAAAGUUGACAAACUGUUGUUGGAGUGUGAGGAGGCGAGUGAGAACAGAGAGUUCGGGAGAUGUGUGGAGCGGGCCGAGGGGGUGUUGAGGGUGGAACAGGAAGUGACGCUGGUGGUGUUCGAGGCGAGGAAGUGGCUGUGCUCGUGUCACGCUAAGGAGGAGCAGUACUCAGAAGCUAUCCUGGAGUGUGGGCGAGCCUUGGAGCUACAACGAGAUGCGGGCGUGUUGUGUUCAAGAGGAGACGCGUGGCUGGGACUUGGGGAAUAUGAUGAUGCUAUCAGAUCAUACAAGGAGGCGCUGGAACUGGACGAAGGGCUGCAGAGAGCCAAGGACGGGAUCAGCAGGGCGCAGAAACUACAGAAACAAUCUGAACAGAGGGACUACUACAAGAUACUGGGGGUUAAGAGAACGGCGAACAAACAGGAGAUAACGAAGGCGUACCGUAAGGCGGCUCAGAAGUGGCACCCGGACAACUUCCAGGGAGACGAGAAGAAACUGGCCGAGAAGAAGUUUAUAGACAUCGCCGCCGCUAAGGAGGUGCUGACGGACCCUGAGAAGCGCGCCGUGUUCGACGCGGGCGGUGACCCGCUGGACCCUGAGUCCGGCCGCCAGCAGCCCGGGUUCAACGCCCCCUUCGGUCACUUCCACCACGGCAGCCCCUUCCAGUUCAAGUUCCACUUCAACUGA
This is a messenger RNA of Danaus chrysippus (African queen), 1473 nucleotides long. The record is from the annotation of a GenBank genome assembly. NCBI's taxonomy places the organism in Eukaryota, Metazoa, Arthropoda, Insecta, Lepidoptera, Nymphalidae.